AGCAGAUAGCGUAACACCCCCCUCCUCCUCCUCCUGCGUGUGGAGAAUUGCGUUAAAGCAGAAAAGGAAAGGCCUGCGCUUUACCCACUAUCACAGGAUUAUAUUUUUUAAUUUCCCUCCUUUUCUUUGCCCCCCCAGAUUAAACGAGGAGACGUCGCUGGCUGGUGUAUGUGUUUAGAAUGGGACACGCUGAAGGUCCAGUCAAAGAAAAAGACAGUUAAGGAUGCAGGAGCCCAACAAUGGAUUUCUCCUUCUCUUUCAUGCAAGGGAUCAUGGGAAAUACAAUUCAGCAACCCCCUCAGCUCAUUGACUCAGCCAACAUCAGACAGGAAGGCACCUGCGACACCGGCAGUGACCCGGGCGAGGAUGGUGGUCCCUCCUAUGAUGCUGCCCUGGAUGCAGAGUUCUCCUACCCGCCGUCAGCCUCGGAGGACAUGCAGCAGGUCUCUAAUGGCUUCCCGCCUGGCCUGGGCAUAUACGAGCCGCAGGCCAAGUUUUCCAUGUACUCGCAGUUCCCCAACGGCUCGGCGAAUGGCUACGGGGCCAUACGGAGCUAUGGAGACCACGGCCUCCUGCCCGGGGAGGGGACUGUCCUGAGAGGCCCGGGUCUCCAGGAGAGGCCUUUGUCUCCUGUGUCUCCGCCGCUGCCCACACAUCACCCGCACCUCCACCACCACCAUCAUCUCCCCCAUCAUCACCACCACGCGCACCCAUUCCACUCGAACCCACCUCAUAUACAAACACUCCCGCACCGACAGAGUCCCCCGCCCCCGCCACUGCCCUUACAGCACCACCUGUCCCAGACGCCUCACAUCAUGACCCACACUCUCCCCCCUCCCCCUCCAUUACACCUGCCUUCCUCCAGUCCUCCCCCCUCACUUGUGGACAGUACCCCCUCAUCUCAGCCCAUCCACACCCCGUCCAACACCCCUGGUGGGGUGCUGAUGAAAACCAGCUCUCCAGAGAUCAAGCUAAAGAUCAUAAAGACGUAUCAGAAUGGAAAAGAGCUGUUUGAAUCUGCGCUGUGUGGAGACCUACUGCAAGAGCUGCAGAGCGAGUCUCAGAGGAACGAUUCUACUCCGAUGCAACGCAGACAUGAGAGGAAGAAGGAGAAGCGGAAAAAGAGUGCAAGGCUGCAGCUGCAGGUCCAGGAACAGAGCCUGGAGGAGAGACAAACACAGGCAGGUACCACGGACCAGACAGAGGACAUCCACGUCCAAACCCCGCCGAGAGAAACCCCCCCAGCCCUGACAAAGAAGCCUCAGAAGACGGUUAUCAAAACUGAACCAAAGACCCCGAAGGUUCCGAAGGUCCAUCAUCCAUCAGUAAUCCAAGAGACGGGCUUCUGCAAGGAGUUUAUGAUAGGAGAUCUGGUGUGGUCCAAAGUGGGCACCUACCCCUGGUGGCCCUGCAUGAUCUCAUCUGACCCACAGAUGAAGGUCCACACUCGCAUCAACACCAGGGGUCACAGGGAGUAUCACGUCCAGUUCUUUGGCAGUGUCGCUGAGCGAGCGUGGAUCCAUGAGAAGAGGAUCGUCAUGUACCAAGGGAAGCAACAGUUUGAGGAACUUCAGGCUGAUACUCUGCGCAAGACCACAAACCUUGUAGAGAAAAGUAAACUUCUGAAGCCUAUUGCUCAGCGGGAGCGUUCUCAGUGGGAGGUAGGUGUGGGCCACGCCGAGGAUGCCUUCCUGAUGACCCGGCAGGCGCGAAUUGACACCUACACCUUCAUCUAUGUUGACCCUGACCCCAGUGAAGGCCCGUCAAGCAGAAAGCCCACUGUCAGGGCAGAGAAACGAAAUCGGCGCUCGAGCGGCUCAAUCACUAAGAAGGAAGGAGGAGGAGUGAAGUCACCAGACAGAGAGCAGCCACCGAGAAGGCAGCUGCCGCGUAGACAGUGUAGUGUUUCAAAUACGGAUGACAACACAAACUCCCAGGCCUCAAAUGAAGAGAAGAACCAGAGGGGGGACCAGCGUAAGACCAGCUCCCCGAAACAGAACGCUGAUGGUGAUGCACAAACACGGCAGGAAUCUCCACCACCAGUUCGGGCCUGGAAAACCGCAGCGGCCCGAAAGCUGCUGCCACUUUCCAUCACCAUGAAGAGGCUGAAUGUGGAGAUCACAAAGUGUGACUGGCCUCUCUUGCAGAAAAAAGCAGUUCCAUCCCCAAAAAGAGACAACGAAGAGGAGAAGGAGGAGAGAGUGGAGGGGGAGGCCCGGCAGCCUGACCUGGGAUACUGCUCUCCUGAGGACAGCAGAGCUAAACCUGAGCCAAGUCCAGAGGAAGAGGAAGACGGAGAUGAAGGGGAGGAAGAAGGAGAAGGCGAAGGUGAGGGUGAAGGAGAAGGAGAAGGAGAAUGCGAGGGAGAGGGCGAAGGCGAAGGUGAAGGCGAAGGAGAGGCAGAGGGAGAAGGAGAUGAGAGGAGAGGAUCCCCCGCCAGUCGGAGGAGUGAGGAGGGAGGAAUGCAGCAGACCUCCUCUCCUGGGUCCCACCACAGUAGUCCACAUGGUUCUCAGGAGAGGAAGCUGCAGCGCCGGUCCGUCAGGAGCAGGUCUGAGUCAGAGAGGGGCGGUGAUCCCGUCCCCAAGAAGAAGACCAAAAAGGAACAGGCGGAGAUGGCUCCUGAAACCACACUUAGGACAGGUUCACAGAAAGGAGCCAGUGAGAUCUCAGAUGCCUGCAAGCCCCUCAAGAAGCGAAGCAGAGCGUCGACAGAUGUGGAGAUGGCUUCAUCUCAGUACAGAGACACCUCUGAUUCCGACUCCAGAGGUCUCAAUGAUCCACAGGGUUUAUUCGGGAAGAGUCUGGAUAGUCCGGCAGCAGCAGAUGCAGACGCCUCAGAUACUCAGUCUGUAGACUCCGGGUUAUCUCGUCAGGACAGCAGCACCGGCAAGAGGGACACUGUCUGCCAGAUCUGUGAGGUGUAUGGAGAAGGUUUGGUGGUGUGUGAAGGUGACUGCAGCAGACAGUUUCACCUGGAGUGUCUCGGCCUGACGUCCCUUCCCGAAGGCAGAUUCACGUGUUUGGAAUGUAGGAACGGCAAUCAUCCGUGUUUCAGCUGUAAAACCGUGGGCCAGGAGGUGACGCGAUGCUCUGUGUUGGGAUGCGGGUGUUUCUACCACGAGGAUUGCGUCCGUAAACUCCCGGGCACCACCAGCAGUCCGGGCGGAGGCUUCUGCUGCCCACAGCAUAGCUGCUCUACCUGCUGCCUGGAGAGAGACCUGCAAAGAGCUAGUAAAGGUCGCCUGAUGCGUUGCAUACGCUGUCCGUCGGCCUAUCACACGGGAGACGGCUGCGUGGCGGCGGGUAGUGUCGCCCUCACCCAUCACAUCAUGAUCUGCAGCAGCCACGGCAGCGCCAAGAGGAACGGCCUCCUCACCUCACCUGUCAACGUGGGCUGGUGCUUCCUGUGUGCCCGAGGGCUGUUAGUGCAAGACCUUACUGACACCAUAUUAAGUUCAUAUGCCUAUAAGUCCCACUACCUUCUGACUGAGUCAAAUCGUGCUGAGUUGAAAUUACCUAUGAUUCCCUCUCCUUCGUCAGCUACCAAAAAGAAUGUUGGGAAAGGAGGCAAGUUGCUGUGCUGCGACUCUUGCCCAGCUUCCUUCCACCCGGAGUGUUUGGAGAUCGAGACGCCGGAGGGAGCGUGGUCCUGCAGUGAUUGCAGGGCAGGGAAGAAACCUCACUACAAACAAAUUGUCUGGGUUAAGCUCGGCAACUACAGGUGGUGGCCUGCAGAAAUCUGCAACCCUCGCUUGGUGCCAUCAAACAUUCAGAGCCUGCGCCACGACAUUGGUGACUUCCCCGUCUUCUUCUUUGGCUCCCACGACUACUACUGGAUCAACCAGGGCCGCGUCUUCCCCUACGUGGAGAAUGACAAGAACUUUGUCUCUGGUCAGAUCAACAUCAACAAAACCUUCAAGAAAGCUCUGGAGGAAGCAGCUCGGCGGUUUCAGGAGCUCAAGGCACAGAGGGAGAGCAGGGAGGCUUUAGAGCAAGAACGCAACUCUCGCAAACCUCCACCAUACAAAUGUAUCAAGUCCAACAAACCAGUGGGGAAAGUGCAGGUGCACGUAGCUGACCUGUCAGAAAUCCCACGAUGCAACUGUAGACCAACAGAUGAGCAUCCUUGCAGUCUUGAUUCCCAGUGUCUCAACCGCAUGCUGCAGUACGAGUGUCACCCACAGGUGUGUCCUGCAGGAGACAACUGUGAGAACCAGUGUUUCACGAAGCGGCUGUAUGCAGAGACAGAAGUGGUGAAGACGGACGGCCGUGGCUGGGGCCUCAGGGCAAACCAGGCUCUCAGGAAGGGUGACCUAGUGACAGAGUACGUGGGGGAGGUGAUAGACUCAGAGGAGUGCCAGCAGCGAAUCAAACGUGCCCAUGAAAAUCACGUGAGCAACUUCUACAUGCUCACCCUCACCAAGGAUCGUGUGAUCGACGCCGGCCCAAAGGGGAACUCGGCCCGGUUUAUGAACCACAGCUGCAGCCCGAACUGUGAAACCCAGAAGUGGACGGUGAGCGGGGACGUUCACAUCGGACUUUUCACGCUUUGUGAUGUAGACGCUGGCACAGAGCUGACGUUCAACUACAACCUGCACUGUGUGGGCAACAGGAGAACGUCCUGUCACUGUGGAUCAGACAACUGCUCUGGAUUCUUGGGGGUGCAGCCGACGAGUGCUGUGGUGAUGGAGAAAGAGGAGAAGGCCAGGAACGCCAAGUUGAAGCCGAAGAAGCGGAAGCUGCGGCUGGAGGGAAAACACACACACGAGUACUUCUGCUUUUGUUGUGGAGAAGGAGGAGAGCUGGUGAUGUGUGACAGAAAGGACUGUCCGAAGUCGUACCACCUGCUGUGUCUCAACCUCACCAAGCCGCCAUAUGGACGCUGGGAAUGUCCUUGGCAUGACUGCAGUGUUUGUGGCGCGUCAGCCUCGUCACUCUGUGAUUUCUGCCCUCGCUCAUUCUGCCGGGACCACGAGGCAGGGGCGUUCACCGCCUCCUCCCUGGAAGGCCGCCCCUGUUGCUCCAGUCACAACCCCCUCAGUCCCUUGGACUCCAGCUCCAACUCUACCCAUCAGCGCCACUCUGCUUUGAGCCCCAUCAGGGUCAAAGAGGAACCAGAGCCAGAGACGGACCCACAGUCCGCAGAGUGACGCCACACCUCCUUCAAUACCUCAUUCCCUCUUGUUGGCCUCCUGCGCUCCGGUCCACCGAAGCCACGCACUCCAAAAGGGAAUACAGUGCUUUUUGACCAGUGUGAUGGCUGCUGCUCAGCGUCGAGACACACGACCAACACUGUAGAGUGACUGGAGUGUCGGCAUAGGAAUCAUUGUGCGCCGUUUUCCCUUCUCUCUUGCCAUAAAGCACCACCGAUUACACUCUUCCCAGCACGCUUGCGUCCAUCGGAGGGCCCAGACCACCACCUCGUUGCAUUUCCCUUUUUUUUUUUACACCUAUGAAAUUUUUAAGUGUUGUCACGUCGUCAGUUUCCGUCACUUUGAAGAACUCAUCGAGUGAAGUGGAGGGAGGUGUGAGGCGGAACCUCUCCACCGCCGUGCUGCUCAUCUCCUCGUUUACCUGCUGUACGCUGUGGUCGGCAUCUCAAACACAAGAUGGCCUCACGGAAAACAAGCCGGCCUUUUGUCCAUCUCUCCCUGACGUGAUCUGUCGUCGUAUUUCUUCUUCUUCUACUGGCAGAAAAGGAGUGGGGUUUGGGGGCGGGGGGAGGGAAUGAUCGAUUUUGUGCAAUUUUUUCAGGACCACACUACAUUCCAACCUUCCUUAAACACGGUUUUAAUAUACUUAUGAGUAUAGAUGAAUAUAAUUAUAUACAAUAUCUAUGUUUGUUAAUGUUUACAGGCAGAUUCUCUCACUUCAUCUCAGUGAGUGGUGUAUUAUGUUUGUUUGUUUAGGUGUUAAGCAUUACGCAGACCUCUUUGUGAAAAUAGUCCUAUUAAGGUGAAAUAUAAUGGUAUAUAGUGUAAUGGUAUCACAUUACAGAAGUACUUGUGAUUUUCAUAUUGCCAGUCUCACUCGCCAUUGUGUACAUACUUGGCUCAUAAUAUUGUAAAGUACUUAAAGAUCAGGAGGGACGGAGCCUUGCCUCUUCGGUUGUUCCUGGAAGAAGGAAAAAACGCUUUUUUAAACAACAAGACAAAUCCUUUUUAUUUUCCUUUUUGGAUAGAACGUUCCGUUCUCACAUUUCCUCCGAGCAGUUACUGUUAUUUGUAUUGUAGAUGGAGGAGCCCAGCUUGUGAUCACUGGUGCUGUCUCAAAGUAUUGUUAACCAGCCUUAAGUUUGAUUCUGGCUGUAGCAACUACUGCCCAGACGGAGUCCAUUUCAGUAACGCUGUGUACUGUGACCGCUUUAAAUGCUCGUUUUCCUUUUUCUCUCCUUUUUUUGUUUUGUUUUCUUCCGUUGGUUGUUUUGCCAAACUUUUCUGAAAAGCACUUUCACACGGCUUGUCGCUACACAAUUUAGCUAGGUCAUAUACAGAAAUGUAUAUUUAAAGAACAUAGGACAAGUGUUUCAAAAUGGAUACCUCUUCUUCUUGUAGUAACGUCGGGAUUUAAACUGUGUUUUUUGCUCUCUCUCAGAAAUGUGUUGAGGGCUGGGCGUAGAUUUUUGUUUUUUUCAUUUUGAGGAAAGUGGCCUAAAAGCAGUUUUUUGUUGUUUUUUGGGGGCACAAGUAGAAAUGACUGCCACUCUGGCCUCUAACGAAGAAGUCCUCAGUUCAGUGUCCUCGGGGGAGACGCUUCUUUCCACCUGGAGAUUCUCCUCAAGGCUGGGCUCUAUAUAAAGACAUGUCAGUAUAGCAGCAGUCCAGUAUGAUGAUGUACAAAAUACAAACUCCUGUACAGUGUUUUUAAUCAGUCAUCUGUCAGAUCCAAUUCUUUUGUAUUUAUUGCACCACAUUUUAUACCAGUUUCUUUUUCAAACACCAGUACAGUAACCUGUCUCCUCUCCACACCGGUGUAAGUGAAAUAGACUAUUUAAAAAAAAAAACACGGGGAGUUUUACAUAUUAUAUCUGUAUCCAGUCAUUUGCACACGUUAGGUUUAUUUUUUUGGUGAAACUUUGGUGUAAUGAUUCCACAUUUGGUGACAGCAGCUGCUCAUCGACCUGUAUCGUGGCUCACUGUAAUCGUGAAGCAGUUCAAUAUUGGAAUGUGAAGUGUUCAGAGCCGGUUUUUUGUACAGUUUUAGCCUGGACUCAAGUGAUCAUCACAGGAGGAAGCGUUCCUGUCAUCAUGCCUCAGCCUUUUGCUUGUGAUUCCUCCUCGGUUACACAACUGCUUUUGUGUUUCUCCUCCUUCCCUGAAGUCUUUUUUUUUCCUUCUUCUUCUUCUCAAGCCUCGCACAGUGGUGGGUGUUUUAAAGCCGAAGCCACAGGGUGAAACGGUGCCAAUGUUUCCAAACCAUUUCAGUUCAUUCACGGUCUCUUAGAAUGCAUGAAGUAGACUCACUUUGUUGUCCGUUUGUUAGGCACAGAACUAAUGCAGUUUAUCACAGCAGUCCUGCAUUGAAUCCUUCCUUUUGAUAAGGUUAAUGUUCAGUUCUUGUUUGUAGGUAUUAGGUUGUUUGUGACUGCAUUGUGUUAUAAUGGCAGGUGUGUCUAUAACAGAGACACAGUUCAACAACGAAACAUUUGCUGCAGGAGUGUUUUAUUAGACUGCAUCAGUUUCAGCUCAGUUUUCUUACUAAAUUUAAUCAUGAAGCAAGAAGCCUUUCAAUUUAAAAAAAGAGGUGGAGCCAGUGAGAGCAGAACAUAAAAAAAGCUGAAUUAAUUAGACAUUUUUAACUAAACUAAUAAUAAACAUUUACUCCUUUGCUCUCAUUGGAAAAUCCAGUCCACUCUUCAGUGUAUGUGCAUCGGUGGUUUCUCCUUAACCCAUCGCAAUUAUGUUACGUGUUUAUUUGACGUCAAAACUAGUUCAUGUUUUGAAUUGAUCCAUCAGCAAAUGAAUUAGAAAACACCCUGUAGUGUCCAAACUCUGCUCGUGUAUUGUUUCUGCACAUUGAACGUCGAGCACUGAAGUUAGGUGACAAUUAGCCAAACGUGUUUUUGAGAUAAUGUGGUUCUCAUUUUGCCAAAUAGAUGCACAAAGACUGACAUUUAUUUGGAGAAAGAAUACAAGAAAAUGACUGCAUGUCUGUAUUUGUGCACAAACUGAGCACAUUGUAUUUGCUGCAGCUUUUCUCCUUGUUUCUCUCUGUGAUCAUGAUUUUCUGAUUUCCUUUGUGCAGCUAAGUCCAAUUUCCAAAUCUUGCCAAACUUUUUUUUAUUAAUGAUUCAUUAUUCUUUACCAGAUAGGUGCAUAUUUAGAGCUCUUUCACUUGCAUACUCAAAACUUGAAUUUUCUAUAUAUUUUUCUUUUAAUUUAUUGAUGUAUUUUUUAACAAAGGAUUCAUAUACAGUCUGUGAUUAUCAGGGCGUAGACUUCUUUGACAUGUGUUUGUGGCUUCAGAGGAAAAAGUCUGACUAAAUGAGUUGUGUUGACAAAAACUGGUCUUAAUUUUUCAGCCCUUUCCUUAGUUCCUGCUCCAAACACCACACACUGGUUUAAUCCUCUUCUCUCAUCAUUUGGAGAUUCUUACGAUGCCUAGUUCUAGUGCUAAUGUUCUGUUUAUGUCCCUUACUUGUUUUUGUUUUCCAGUAUUGCACAGAGAUUCUGUAAAACCGAAUAGCCCUUACUUUUUAUUAUGUUUUUGUUUUCUUUUGCACCUGCAGGUUGCAUGAUGAUCUUAGUUUGUGCCAGUUCGUGCUCUUCUGCCCCUCUCAGCUGGAACAGCAGCAGUAUUACAGAAGGCCUAAUUUAAGUGUCCCCAGCGUUUCAUUCACUUAAAAUACUAUCUGAUGUAUGUGUUUUGUUGGUUUACUCUCAGUAUCGUGCCCACAUUUUGAUUUGUGAGAAGACAGCAUGCUUGUUCUCAUUUAAGUGACCCUUACAUUCGUCUGGGGGAGUGUCCAGGAUUUGCUAAUUAUAAUUUUUUUUAAUCUAAAACUAAAUUUAGUAUGUCAAAGGGUAUGUUUAUGUUGACUGUGACGUCUUUUUUAGUUUUUCGUGCAAUGUCGCCAACAGUCGAUGAGUUUCUAAUUGACAUGCUGUCAGAGGAGAACUAGUGUUGAGAUAAAAUAAGUGAAUUCACCUUCAUUAGCCCUCAUCUCUUUUUUCUCGUAGUGAAAUUGCUUACGGUAACUCUAACUGGGGUCAUAUCUAUCUCGUGGUGUUGCUUCAAGUAAAACGUGGAUGAACACAAAAUUACCAUGUUUAUAACUGUUCGACCUGUGUUACUGCAUUUCUGCAUAUUGUCGAGGAACCUGUAAAUAGUUUGCAUUGAACUUGCAUAGAAUCAUGUUACUGUGGCGUGCUCUUUUUGCUUGUACAAUUCUGCUUCUAAAUGUGUGUGUGACUGUUGAGACGACACUCUUUUUGUACAUGACUGUCUUUUUAUUUGAGAAUAUUGAUUCUGUCCUUUUUCAUUUUAAAGUUGAGUUUGAAGAGUUCAGACAUGCCUGAAGUUUGACUUUAAAUAAAGCUGUACUCGGUCUCAGUGAAA
Molecule: messenger RNA, 9561 nt
Organism: Pleuronectes platessa (European plaice)
Lineage: Eukaryota; Metazoa; Chordata; Actinopteri; Pleuronectiformes; Pleuronectidae
Gene: nsd3
Product: nuclear receptor binding SET domain protein 3
Exons: 25
Coding region: 240-5153 (1637 amino acids)
Biological process (GO): regulation of DNA-templated transcription
Cellular component (GO): nucleus; chromatin
Molecular function (GO): protein binding; histone H3K36 methyltransferase activity
Source: RefSeq, a predicted model, not a curated record